AUGGACAAGAUCCUGGAAGCUGUGAUGCUGUCCUCCUACCCCACCAAUGUGAAGCAAGGACUGGCACGGCGGGUGAUCGAGGCAGCGAAGCAGCCCAUGGACAGUGCGCAGUGCUGGGCCAUGCUGGAGCUGUCCACCAAGCUCUUCCUGGUGGGCGACACCAAGUUCAAGCGGGAGAUUGGGCAGGAGGUCCUUGAAGUGUAUGGCCGCUACCACCUAGAGGCCUUCCUGGAGUUUUUUAAUGCUCAUUUCCUCCUGACUCUGCUGCAGGAGGGCUAUGGGACCCCAGGCCACCCCAGCCCUUACGUGCUGGAUUAUGUCCAGCUGGGCCUGCAGUUCGUCCCUGAUGGCCCAGCAGCGGAAGGUGUCUUUGCCUUGCUCCGCCUGGAAGUCCUGAGGAAGGUGUGUGAACGACCCGGCCCCAGGCAGUGUGCCAAGGUGGCUCGCCUCCUGAGCCAGUACCCACGCUGCAUUCCAGAUGGCAGACACCGGCUGCUCUUCUGCCAGCAGCUGGUCCGCUGCAUCGGGCAAUUCCAGUGCCUGGCAGAGGGGGAGGAGGGCAUUGUGGAGUUCUUGAGCCAUGUGAACAGAGUGAGUGGGCUCUUGCCUAAAAUUUGGAGGGCUCAAGCCUCAUCCAUCCUGCCGUCCCUGAAGGAGCUGUUUGCCAUCAUCUCCUCCACAGAGGAGCAGGAGCCACCCUCCAAUGCCCUGGCCAGCGUCGUCCAGUAUGUGCCUCUAGAGCUUAUGGACGGGGUGAUCAGAAACCUCACGAAUGAUGAUAGCAUCACAGAUGCUCAGAUGAUGACAGCUAUCAGCAGGAUGAUCGACUGGGUAUCUUGGCCCCUGGGGAAAAACAUAGACAAAUGGAUCAUCACCUUGCUAAAGGGCCUAGCAGCUGUUAAGAAGUUCAGCAUUUUGAUUGAAGUCUCUCUCUCCAAAAUAGAGAAGGUUUUCUCCAAGCUGCUGUACCCCAUUGUGAGGGAGGCUGCGCUGUCUGUUCUCAAGUAUAUGCUUCUGAGUUUCCAGCACUCCCAUGAAGCCUUCCACCUGCUUCUCCCUCAUAUCCCCAAAAUGGUGGCAUCGUUGGCAGAAGAGGACUCCAACUCCCGAGCAAACUGCCUGGAGGAGUUGGCUGAGCUGAUUCACUGCAUGGUGUUUCGCUUCUCAGGCUUCCCAGACCUAUAUGAGCCAGUCAUGGAGGCCAUCAAGGACCUCCAUGUUCCCAAUGAAGACAGGAUCAAGCAGCUCCUGGGACAGAAUGCCUGGACCUCCCAGAAGAAUGAGCUGGUCUGCUUCUACCCCCGGCUGGCAGCCAAAUCAGACACAGGCAAGAUCGGCCUCAUCAACCUGGGGAACACCUGUUACAUGAACAGCGUGAUCCAGGCUCUGUUCAUGGCUUCUGAUUUCCGACACUGUGUUCUGCAUCUUCCUGAAGACAAUUCCCAGCCCCUGAUGACCAAGCUGCAGUGGCUUUUUGCCUUCCUCGAACACAGCCAGCGGCCUGCAGUCUCUCCCGAGAGCUUCCUGUCUGCCUCCUGGACGCCCUGGUUCAGUCCUGGUGCCCAGCAGGAUUGCUCCGAGUACCUGAAGUAUCUCCUGGAUCGAUUGCAUGAAGAGGAGAAAACAGGGAAGAGAAUUUGCCAGAAGCUCAAACAAUCAAACACACUUUCCCCACCAGAGGAACACCCAAACCCAAGCCCAACAGCAGUAGAGAAAAUGUUUGGUGGGAAGAUUGUGACACGGAUCCGCUGUCUCCGCUGCCUCAAUGUCUCCACCAGAGAGGAAGCAUUCACGGACCUCUCCCUGGCCUUUCCACCCCCUGACCGCCGCCGCCGUCGCCUGGGCUCCGUCAUGCUGCCAGUGGAAGAUGUCAGGUUACAAGGCCCUCCAUCGCCAGCCAAAACCCAGGCCCCAGGAACUGAGGGGGUCCGGAGACAGAGAAAGCACUGCAUUGCUGGGAAUGCUCUGCCCCCAGUUGUGAGCAUUGAGAUCCUUGGAUUCAAGGAACCUGGAGGCCACAGAGAAGAAGAGAAGAAGGUAGAGAAAAAGGAGGAAGAGAAGGAGCUGGAGAAAAAGAAGGAAGAAGAGAAAGAGGAGGAAGUGAAGGAAAAGGCAGAGAAAAAGAAGGAAAAAAAGAUGGAUGAAAAGAAAGAAGAGAAAAAGGAGGAAGAGGAAAAAGAAAAGGAGGAGAAAAAGAAAGAAGAGGAAGGUUGCCUAGGUCCAAGGACUGGGGGGAGCCAGGGGGUUGCCUCUGGGGAGCAGAUGUGUGGCCCUGAGGGUUCUCGGUCGGUCCCAGACCUUCUCAAUUACUUCCUGUCACCAGAGACGCUGACGGCUGAGAACCGCUAUCACUGUGAGCACUGUGCCUCCUUGCAGGAUGCAGAGAAGGUGGUUGAGCUGAGUGAGGGACCCCGCUACCUCAUCCUCACCCUUCUGCGCUUCUCCUUCGACCUACGGACCAUGCGUCGGAAGAAGAUCCUGGACAACGUCUCCAUUCCCCUGUUCCUUCGGCUUCCCAUGGCGGGCGGCUGUCCCCAGCAGGACCGGGGCCAGGCCUGUGCAGCCUAUGACCUCUGCAGCGUCGUGGUGCAUUCCGGCAUCUCUUCGGAAAGUGGCCAUUACUAUUGCUACGCCCGUGAGGGAGCGACAGCCACAGUCAACCCUCCAGGGUCCGUGGGACUCUCAUCUGCUGAAAAGCCCCCAGGACUGGAGAGCCAGUGGUAUUUGUUCAAUGACACCCGGGUCUCCUUCUCCUCCUUCGAGUCGGUCAGUAACGUCACCUCCUUCUUUCCCAAGGACACAGCUUACGUGCUGUUCUACAGGCAGCGAGCCAGAGAAGGGCUCAGAGCAGAACCCAGGUCACCCAGACCCCACAGCGAGCCAGCCCUCCACAAAGACUUGGUUGAAGCCAUAUCUAAAGACAACAUUCUUUACCUGCAGGAGCAGGAAAAGGAAGCCAGGAGCAGAUCAGCCUACAUCUCCACGCUCCCCAAAUCGCCCCCUUGGGGGAGGGACUUUGAUGAAGACAAGGAUGAGGAUGAUGAAGACUCCCCAGGGGGCUGCGACCCUGCAGCUGGAGGCAGUGGCAGCUCCUUCCACAGACUUGUCUUCUAGGGGUCUUGACCCCAAUCCCGCGCACUCUUCCUAGUCCCCAGCCUGC
Trichosurus vulpecula (common brushtail) is the source of this 3160-nucleotide messenger RNA. It is a transcript of the gene USP35, whose product is annotated as ubiquitin specific peptidase 35. Gene Ontology annotation, cellular component: nucleus; cytosol. NCBI's taxonomy places the organism in Eukaryota, Metazoa, Chordata, Mammalia, Diprotodontia, Phalangeridae. The record is from RefSeq and is a predicted model, not a curated record. Gene Ontology annotation, biological process: protein deubiquitination. Bases 1 to 3114 code for a protein of 1037 amino acids. The transcript is spliced from 12 exons. Gene Ontology annotation, molecular function: cysteine-type endopeptidase activity; cysteine-type deubiquitinase activity.